AUGCCCAGCACAUCAGGGAGAAGUGACUUGCCACCGACAAAAAUAAUCGUCGUCUACAGGAACGGAGAUGCCUAUUUUCCCGGCAGGAAAGUAGUUGUGAAUCCGCGGCACGUGCCAUACUUUGACAACUUUUUGACAUCUCUGACCAAAGGGAUUGAAGCACCGUUUGGCGCUGUGAGGAGGAUCUACACCGCUACACAAGGCCACCAAGUUCACCAUCUGGAUGACCUUCAGCACGGGAGUGUGUAUGUCGCGGCCGGAAAUGAGGCGUUCAAGAAACUGAAUUAUUGUGAAAUAGCAGCCAAGAAGCCACAGAAUAAGAAAAAAGAACAGAUCCAACCUGUUGUUCACAGCAGGAUAGUAGUUUCUGCCCGCUGGAAGAGAACUGCUGAUGAGUCUUGCACAAUAAAUGUCUUCACCAACGGAGAAGUGCUGGUUCCUCCGGCUCGAAUACGGAUCCCAAAGUAUACCCUUAGAAGCUGGGAAAACGUUUUAGCUAUGGUGACAGAGAAAGUGCGUCUUCGCACAGGUGCUGUUUUCAGGCUUUGCACAUUAAACGGACACCCUGUCUCCGGUCCCACUGAACUGGAGAACAACCACUACUAUGUUGCAGUCGGUGCAGAAAAGUUUAAGGCUCUCCCAUAUUACCAGUGUGUCCCCAGGAGGGAUUUGCUUAGGGAAAAUAACAUGACUGAAGGCCAAGGCAUCCUGCCCAGUACCAAAAUCAAAAGAUGUGCAAAGAAUGGGUUUGCUCAGACAAGCUCUGGAGAAGACCUUGAGCACACAGCCAGGGGCCAGACAAAGAAACUCACAGCCAAGGCAGAGAGAACCAAACAACGAGGGCAGGUGUCCAAGAACCCAGUUCUCUUCCCCCCAGUGGAGGGCAGCGUGUUCAAUGCACAAAACAAAAGGAGUGAGAUGGCAGGAGCAGCAGAGGUGCAGGAAGACCGCCAGUUGAAGGUGGAUCUGCCAAUUGAUCAGGUUGAGGCCAAGAUAGUUGAAGAGGAGUAUGAAGAUGGGAAUUGUUCUGCGAGUUCCUGCAAGGCCUCCCUCCGUGAUUCAGAUGACUUGAGUAUGCAAAGGUCUUCCACCACAGAUUCCGGGAAAAAUGAAGAAAAUUGAAACUUCAACAUUAGUUGUUUAGAUCU
Messenger RNA from Pelmatolapia mariae (spotted tilapia), 1148 nucleotides. Its product is annotated as doublecortin domain-containing protein 2. Bases 1 to 1122 code for a protein of 373 amino acids. The transcript has 10 exons. Gene Ontology annotation, cellular component: microtubule organizing center; microtubule. Lineage: Eukaryota; Metazoa; Chordata; Actinopteri; Cichliformes; Cichlidae. Gene Ontology annotation, biological process: intracellular signal transduction. The record is from RefSeq and is a predicted model, not a curated record.